AACUCUGUAACAUCAGUAUUACGCAAUCGAUGGUAAACAAACAGAACUUCUUCCCAUAGUAUUUAAGUAUAUUGAUGUGCUGAAUGCAUAGUUUUAUUACGGCCUAAAACAUGUAUUACUAAUAUUUUCCAAUAUAUAUUUAUUAAUUUGUAGUAAUUUUUACAGCAAUGACAUUCCUUUGCAAAGUAUGAAAACAAGAGAAAUUUCAAGAUGGAAAUUUGCCAGUGUAUGGCUGCGAAAUCAUCGGUCACGACCCAAGGUUAUAAACGCUAAACCGAAAACUGCUUGGCUAAGUCAAACAUCCGCACAAUCAAAUGAUAAGUUGGGGAUGCACUACAGUAUACGCAACAUACUUGCUAUGGGUGCAGUAUUGGGAGCAUUCCCUGUCUGCAACAUCAACAGUGCCAGCACUAAGGCGCUUCGGUUUCGCUGGACCUCCUGGGUUACAUUAUACUCACUGUUGCUACUCCUGGCACUGGUGGCAGUCGAGAUCGUAUCCAUUGACUACACUAUACAACAUCUCAACCAAAUCAGCCUCACUGUUGCGGGUGGUUUCAAGCGGGCUACAUCUGGAACAAUUUUCUAUGGAAGUGCAUGUACGGGAGUGUACUUAUUUCUACAGUUAGCCAUAGCAUGGCCAGAUUUGGCACGCAAAUGGCGUACUGUUGAACUAUCAAUGAAACGCUACGGUCAACCAAAACUCUUCAUACGAUUUAUUACAACAGCAGCUAUAUUUUUGUCACUCGCUUUUUUAGAAAAUGGACUGCACAACUGGCUUGGAGUUCAGACCGUUGCCAACAAUAGAUCUCAGGAGAAUAAAACGGUUUUGCUACUAGACUACAUAAAAAUAUUCGCAACGAAUACUCAUUGGUUCCUGUUCGACGGCCAUUCGUACAGCACGUGGAAGGGGUUCGCUACUAUCUGGGUGAGCCUCUCUGGAACCUUCAUUUGGAACUUUAUUGAUCUGUUUAUCAUGCUGGUCAGUUCGGCCCUUGCGGCACAGUUUCACAUCCUCACGUCCGCUCUUAGACUGGUCAGGGGAAAGGUCCUACCACAGUCCCAGUGGCGGGAGUAUCGUGAAAUGUAUGCUUCACUCACUCAUCUUGUAAAACUGGUCGACCAUCACAUCAACAAGAUUAUUGUUCUCUCAGUUGCCAAUAACGUCUACUUCAUUUGUGCGCAACUCAUCGCAGAGAUAGAUUCCGGUAAGAAAGGAAAUCAGUACAAAUCUCAGGCGUUCUACAUGUACUCGGUACUGUUCCUCGUCGGUCGUACAUCUGCAGUAGUGAUCCAGGCGGCCGCCAUCCAUGACCAGAGCCGGCUAGUGGCUCCCGAACUCUUCCUCUGUCCAUCGGAGAGCUAUUGUACAGAGGUGCAGAGGUUUUUACAAGAAGUUACAUCGGACUACGUUGCUCUAACAGGUUUCAACAUGUUCAGCAUUACAAGGAACUUCCUUCUUGGAAUUGCUGGAGCAAUCCUUACUUAUGAAAUUGUUCUAAUUCAACUCCAGAAUGCAAGUUAAACGUCACGCUUCACUAUUAAAUACAGAACCACGUGAAAAUAUGCUCAACAAACAUAGAGGAAAUAAUAGUCAUGGCAAUUUUGUUGAUUAGACUAAUUACAUAGUCCAUAUAAGGCUUAGAAAAGCUGUAAAGAUCAUACCGGUACUGAUUAAUUCGUUUUACAGCCAACUAGAGACGUUCCUAGGAUUGUUGACGUCCAGAGCAAGUGAAGUCUUGGUCUUUAGUAAUUAUACAAAAGGUAAAUUCACAUAGUUCCCUAAAGAAUAUGGGUCCUUUAUGUAGAAUAUCAAUUUCACGCUUGUAUGUUUCGUGCUCAGUGAAGCAAGAGCACGCUUCCUGCUUUAGUCUAAUAUAUACAGUACAUUAUAUACAUUAUUUUAUAUAAAACUUACGUUCUGUGUAUGUCUUAUUGUAAUUGAUUGCUGCUUGUAAUUCCUCCAUCGCAAAACCUUAUUGUUGUUUAAAAGAAAGAACAUUGGAUGUUAUUUUUAUUUCGGCUCAAAAGUUUGUAUCAGAAAACAAGUAUUAUAUUUAAUGAAAAUUUGUCAUACACCGAACACUUUAAUAGGCUUUUCAAAUUGCUGAUUUGGAAACAGAUAAAUAUUUGCAGUGCUGCCUAGUUUAUAUUAUGAACAUAAUGAAUACUAUAGGAGUUAGAAAUCUAGUCAAGUGUACGUUUAUUAGAAUAAAUAUUAAGUAGGAUAGAAAUAAUUGGACGUAAUUAAUUUGAAAUAAUUAAAUACUGAUUAGGGAACUAUUUAUUAUUUUAAGUUAUAGGAGUAAAUAGUUAUACCAUUUUAGUGAUUUUGAGUGUUAUAUGGAGUACAAAUAGUAUUAUUUAUUUAUUUAUGAAUUUAAAAUUCUUAGUUUUGUAGCAGUAGUAUUUGCGAUUUUCAUCUAGAUGUUUUAAUGAUUUUCGAUUAUUAUGAGGAGUGUCGAUAUAUUGGAAAACUGAGCGACGUUUAUUAGGAUUGUAUUUUUUUAUUUGGGAAAUUCAUUGAUCGAUGUGUUAUAAACGUAUAUUGACAAAUUGUUUUUUACUCUAGAAUUGUAUUGGCAGGUAGUAUUGUAAUUCGGGAUGGAAGGACUCAUAAAUACUUGGUCUAAAAAGGUUAAAGUGGACAGUUGCAUAUAGGCUGUAAGGUCCCUGAAGAAUGAAGGCUCAGUUAAAUCGACUUUCAAUUUUUAUGACCUUGUUUAUAGUGGUUAUGAAAUAGACUGUAAGGAUGUAAGGAUGGGUGGUAAAUAAUCUGUGAACUGGAACUCACGCAUUUUAGUAAUUGAACAUCAAGUCUAGUGUCCUGUGUGCCCCUGAGUUGGAUAAUACAUUACAUUUUAGCGCAAUUUUAUUAAAAUUUAGUUUUGUUUUCACGGAUUUAAAAAUGACAUUAUUAGAUUUACUUUAUAUUGGAUAAGCAUUUACAUAAAAAUGGAAUUAAAAUGAAGUUUAAAGUUAAUUGAUUUUUAAUAACUACAUUAUUUUUAAUUAUAAUGUUAAAUUGCUCUUUAAUAAUAGUAAUAUACAAUUAAAAUUAUUUUAAAGGACUUUAAACCGCUAAACAAUAAAAGUUGAAUGGUUAUUUAGAUUUAAGUAAUAAAAAACCACUUCAUGAAAAGUGCUAGACACGCUUGCACUGGUAUCAACUUGCAGAGGAUCGUGUAAGGUGCAUUACAAUGAAAUAUGUUUAAGUUUAUUAAAUGCCCAAGAGUGUAGUUGUGAAGAAUUUCAAUACCCGAUUUUGAAUAUUGAGUUUUAAUAUGUUUUUAUUUAAGUGGCCAUCAUUUAUUGAAUAGAAAAAAAAUCGAUUUAUACUUAAUUAAGUUUAAAGGGAUUGAAGUUACAAAUAUUGAAUAUAUUUCUGUUUAUUUAUUUAUCGCAAUGCCUUGGAGAAAGAAAAUGUAGACUAUAACAAUCUAGCUUUGUUAUUUGAAGUCCUAUUUUAAUUUAAUUGCUAAGAGUUACGUUUAUCGAAGUGAAUUUUUAAAAGUAAUUCAUAAUAAACAUUUAGUUUGCU
This is a messenger RNA of Homalodisca vitripennis (glassy-winged sharpshooter), 3538 nucleotides long. RefSeq names its product gustatory receptor for sugar taste 64f-like. Lineage: Eukaryota; Metazoa; Arthropoda; Insecta; Hemiptera; Cicadellidae. Gene Ontology annotation, cellular component: membrane. The record is from RefSeq and is a predicted model, not a curated record. The coding region runs from base 188 to 1522 and encodes 444 amino acids. Gene Ontology annotation, molecular function: sweet taste receptor activity. Gene Ontology annotation, biological process: detection of chemical stimulus involved in sensory perception of taste; sensory perception of sweet taste. The transcript has 10 exons.